Messenger RNA from Gavialis gangeticus (Gharial), 5058 nucleotides. Its product is annotated as KIAA2012 ortholog. The coding region runs from base 319 to 4281 and encodes 1320 amino acids. NCBI's taxonomy places the organism in Eukaryota, Metazoa, Chordata, Crocodylia, Gavialidae. The transcript is spliced from 26 exons. The record is from RefSeq and is a predicted model, not a curated record.
UAAAAAGGAUGGUGGUGUUUCACAUAUCAGUAGAUGUUGCAAAGCAACCAGAACAGAAGGAACAAGUGCGCAGGACAAGCAGGAGAAAAAGUAACUGUUUCCACUACAAACCGUGAAGGAGAUUCAGGACUCCAGGACCCUAACCCAGCUCUUCUGCUAUUUGGAGUUGUGCAUUGAUAAGGAGCUGAUUUAUGAUUUAGUAUAUUUCAUAACAAAGAUCAUGUCUACAAAACUGUCUGGUUGACUGCUCUAAAAACAAAUUUACAGUUUUAGAGGCAAGAUGAUAGGUCACUGAAGUUGCUCAGUCACAAACAAAAAAUGCCUAAUCUCUCGCUGUUAAGCCGUGGUAUUGGGCAGGUGGUCAAAAAAACCCAGGAGAAACUGGAGGUGCAUUUUGAACCAGAGGAUUAUUUGAACUGGAAGGCUCGUGAAAGUUAUCGCCAUGUUAGCAAAUCACUGACUGACAGGAGUGUCAUGAAGGAAGGUUGGAGUCUGUAUCUUCCAAAAACCUAUAGCACGAGAACAGGUGCACUGGUGCUCUAUUCUGAAGAUCUGGCUGAACCCUCAUGGAAACAGAGAGGAGGGAGGAAGGGCCCACAAGGCCACAGGCACAGAAGAAAGAAACUACAUAUAGAAUUGCACACUCUCCAAGAUCUGACUAGAGCUAUCUUGGCAUAUGGAGGCAACCAGAAGGAUCGCAGAGGGACAGCUUGUCAGCCAUACCUCCAUUUCCUGAACAAACCGGAUAACCAGAUUGAGCGACAGAUUCGCCCAGGCUAUUCGGCCAAGAGGUACCUCUUCAAACUCUCUGAAACCUGGGAUCCUAGCAUAAUAUACAGGCUCCAGUGUGCAGGCUAUAUCAGGGACCCUUUGUUACUUCAGGAGAAUUUCCCAGAUUGCAGAAAGAGACGGCAGAACUUGUCAGCUAUACCUGAAGAAUAUCACCUGCUGCCUGUGUUUCCAUCUUUCUGGGCAGAACUGGACCAAAAUACCCAUCCAGAUAUAGUAGAAGGGCAGAAUUACCUGUUUCAAAAGGAGCCUGAGAAGGGAAGAAAGCUGGCAGAAGACUAUGAAGUGGAAAUACAUGGCAGGAGGAGAGCUCAAGCACCCAUUCAGGUUUCAGUAAGAAAGCUAGGUGUGAAACUGAGACGUCAGCCUGCAAAGGACACCACCUGGAGCCAGCAUGCAGCAUGCACAUGGGUCCCACAGAGCACAGGGGCAGAAGGUCAGCAAGAUAGCAUCUCCACAGUGGAGGGCCAGUGGCACAGGGAAAAGGCAAACCAUACAUGCCGCCAUGGGGACAGUAUAAAGAUAAACCACACUGCAGAUAACUCUUCUAGGAAAGCUGCUAUUGAUUCUUCUCAGCUUCUAAGUGAGAAAUCCCACAUGACUUUCUAUGGAGGCUAUUUCCCUAGAAGAAAGAAGUCCUACAAUGUAAAAGGAGGACAUCUGAAGAAUCAGGAUGGCCAAGAACAAGAAUCCCUUCUUCAAACUAGCAUUUUUCCUCCUCUCCCACAUGCCAUGGACUCAGGGCAAGAUACAGUCAGGGAAGAGCAUAAAAAGCUUGUGUCAGAGAUGCUGAAGUUACCUUCAAUUUCAGAAGGAACACCCAGAACCCAGAGGACCCAUGGAAAUCCUCCAGAAGAACUUUUAAUCCUUCCUUUGCUUGUUCAGUUGCAAAACCACUCCAAGAGCAAAACAAAGAAACAAAGAGGAGCUUCUUGUUAUGCACCCAAAUCAGAAGCUAGCUGCGAGACAUUGUUGGCCACUUCACUGAAUAACCUAAUUUCUGGGACAGAAGGUGCAACUGAGCAGGACCAGGUGAUCAUUGAAGGAAACGCAGAGGCACGUCAAGAUGAUGAUUCAGUUACCCAAAAUGCAGCCCCAACAUUAGGUCUGCUGUCCUGCAUACAUAGGAAGAAGAUUCCAGUGACCCAGAGCGGCAGAGAGAAUUUGAAAACUUCUGGCAGCAGCAUAUUCACAAACAGCACUUCUCAGGCUCUCCCCACGGGAACCAUUCACGGUGCUCUACCAGAAGAGCUGAGAGAGUGUCAUAAUGGCACUUCACUAGGCAGCCUCAUAAUGGGUCUGGAUGGAGAAAUCAUUUGUCUGUCUCUCUUGGAAUCUGUCCAAAAUGCUGAUGUUCCUAAUCAGUUGAACUUCAGUUCAGGUGAAGGGGACUGUGGAUUAUCCCUUGAAGCAGGAACCAAUCUUCACACAAAUCCCCAUGAAACCUCCUUGACUCAAGAGAGAAGUGAUAAGAAAACUGCACAAUCCUUGGAGGCAUCUAUCCUGAAGAACAGAGAGCCUCAGAGUUUUAUAAACAAAAAGCUGGUUCCUGAUGAUAUGCCACCAUUGAUGCAUCCUCAUAGUGACCAAACCCUUUAUGAGGCCAGCCAGUCACAGGAAGCAGCAACCCCCAAAAAAGGAGAUUCUGGAGCAUGUACAGAUAGAAGGCUGGAAAUUAGAGCAGAGCAAGAAGACAGACUUUCCAUACGAAAUGAUCAAGGACGCAGGACUUUGGUGCCUGAAUUCCAAGAGGAACAAAGACAAGAAAUUCUCCCUGGACAUCCCAGGGUAACACAGGAUAAACCUACUAGCUCACUGCUGUAUUCCAACAUCAUAACACAGACAUCUGGAGCAAAGCAACAGGAUGACGGUGACUUUGUGAAAGAAUUGCAAAGGGAACAACAUUUGAGAAGGGAGGAAACAGACCAGAACUCUUUGAGCUCAAGAUCCCACUCUGUUCUGAAAAUGGGAGAUCCAGCUAAGCAGAUGGAUAGAGAACUUGCAUCCAACAGUGCUUUACACUUGGGGUCAGAUUUUGCCUAUGCAGUGAACUUUGUUGAAGAGAUCACCUCUAAGAGGGGUAGAGCCUCUGAAUAUGGAAACCAAAUCGUGGGACCUCCCAGCCAUGGGCUGAUGCUAGAAGAGAAGGCUGGAGCAAGUGAGACUUAUUCUGCAAAGCAACUUCUGACAGAGAUAGAAGAGACAACCCUGCCAGAGGAGCCUGGUGAGCAAACCGCUGCCAGCUUCAGUGCUGAUACAGAAGUUUCACAGAACAAACUCAUGAAAACAGAGAGAAAUAAGUUCCUGAAGGUGAAUCCAGAAUCCGCUACAGGGAAAGAGAGUAGUAACAAAGAUAAACACUACAUCAGAGAAGAAUUUGUUGUGGGAAAACCAAAAGAGAAAAAAGCUGAUGAGAAAAGAAAAGUCUCUCUCAAGAAAAAGGCUACAAGAAUCAAAAGACCAGAAACCGCCCAAGAGUUGCAUCAGGAAGUGGGAGAGCAAACAGAUGACAGCAGUGCUGCUACUGCUGGAGACGACAGCAGCCUUUCUCCUUCCAACUCUUCUGUUAAAGACCAGGAACACCCUCCUGAUGGCCACCAGCUUGCUACUGAGGAUUGCAGCUAUCCUCCUGCCUUUGGUUCGGCUCCUGCUGACAAGAGAUUUACUCCAACCCCCCCUCUGAUCACCAAAGUGUGUGACACUGAAUCUAUGGAGGGCCAAAGCAGGGAGGUCUCCAAGAAUCUGCCUGGAAACCACCAUGAGAAAUCAUCACGGGAAAGAAUGCGAGCAGAGAAGGCAGAAAGAAGACGGCUACAGGUAGAGCGGAAAAGAAGGGAACAAGAGGAACAGAAACGGAAACAGCAAGAGCAGCAGGAGCGAAUGGAAAAAGUGAAGGAAGAACUGGAACAGGAACAACAGAGAAGAAUUGAGGAGAUGCGUUUACUGAAACAACAGCUAGAAGAAGAGCACCAGCGCCAGCAGGAGGCAGCAGCAAGGAAGUUACAAGAGGAGAAGGCAGCCCAGGAACGUGUUCGGCAGCAGCAAGAGGAAUAUCGCAGAAAACUCCUGGAACUACAGAAGAAAAAGCAGCAAGAGGAGAAAGAGCGGGCAGAGGCAGAAAAACAUAGACAGAAAGAAAGAGAAAUGUGGCUUGAAGAAGAACGCCAACGACUGGCAGAGAUGGCAGAAGAGGAACGCCUAGAGUAUGAAAGAAGAAAACGUGAGGAGGAAGAGCAGGCAAGGCGUGCUGCUGAGGAGAAGAGGAGGAAAGCAGAGGAAGAAGCUAAAUUAGCUUUGGAGGAGGCCAAGAAGCAAGCACAACUUCUAGCCAGGCAAAGAACAGCUCUGGAGAAGCACCUACAGUUCCAGCGGAAACUGGUAAUGGAAGCCACUGGACUAGAACAUACACAGGAUAUAUCACGGCCAUGGGUUUAUUCUUAUUUUCAGCUGCUCCAAAUACUAGGCUUGGAGACAGCAGAAGAAAACAAAUAAUACUUGGAUAUGUGGGGGAAGAAGAGUACUUGGAAGAGCCCACUGCAAUUCCUCAAAUCCAGUUAGAAAUUUUCUUUAGUUAAUGUAACCUAAGAAGUCCAAAACAGAACCUAGUGGAUCCCUGUUCCUUUACGUGGGAGAUGCUCUUUUCUCUCAUAAAGCCACUUUCCUACAAACAGAAAAAUAAACAAACAUUCAACCUUAAACAAGAUGUUUCAUCAGCCAGUAGAAAAUCUCUGGCAGUCCAAACUUGCCAUACAAUUAUGUGAGGCCCAUAUGUGGGCCUCUUUUACCCUGUGCUAUUUCUUCUUUCCCACGUUCAGUAGAAGGAAGGUGUGGAAACUUUCCACAUAGGAAUUGUGGAAGCACAAGAACCUCAGGAUUUACUUUCUGAAGGAUCCCCAGCCUGCAGAUUUACCUGUGCUGUUACUGAUUUAAAAGUUUAAAUGUUUAUCCCCACCAGCACCAUGCAAUGCUUAAGAAGCCAGCAAAGACUCCAAAUAAAGAUUGGAAAGGUGGCAAGGGAGACAAGUUCUUGCUCUCACAAUCACAUUUGUCACAUCUUCUUCUGUACUAUUUUUCUUGCUACAUGCUGUCAGAAAAUAUUACAUUAAAUGCAAACCAAAUUGCACAAUUUCAACAAAUUUAGAAAAAACCUACAUAUAUAAUCAUUAAGUCUUUUAUGCUGUUAUUGAACUAGAGACAGACUUCAUUUUAAUUCAAAUUAAAUAUGCACUAAUUAGUGGUGCUAGAAGCAAAAUAAAUGGAUUUAUAGGA